Molecule: messenger RNA, 823 nt
Organism: Ricinus communis (castor bean)
Lineage: Eukaryota; Viridiplantae; Streptophyta; Magnoliopsida; Malpighiales; Euphorbiaceae
Product: auxin-responsive protein SAUR68
Exons: 1
Coding region: 303-746 (147 amino acids)
Biological process (GO): response to auxin
Source: RefSeq, a predicted model, not a curated record
AUGGUCAUGACCCACUCGCCUAAGCUCCACCUUGCAUGGUAGAUUAUGAACAUAAGAAAACAUGCCUGACCCGUAAUCAAUCUCUCACAACCACCUAUCACAUGGUUUUGAUUCCAUUCCAUGUCCACCUGCAUUGUGGGAGCUCACCGGAGUGGAUGGUGUCUGGCUUUGGUGAAUAUAUUAUCAACCUACUUGCAGUGCCUUCUACCCAUCACAAGAUUAGCAUCCAGAUCAAGAAUAUAAAGGUUCCUCCUCUAUUUCUUCUCUUAAAACCCUUUCAAUUCAGUUACUAAUCUAACAAGAUGAUCAGUGCCAAGAAGCUCCUGAAAUUGGCAAAGAAAUGGCAGAAGUUGGCUGCUAUCAGGAGAAAACGAAUCACAUUACCAAACACCAUCACAAGUAUUGAUACUAGCAGUUGCACCACAUCUACAAAAGCUGAGAAAGGUUGCUUUGCUGUGUACUCUGCAGAUCAGAAACGGUUUCUUCUUCCUGUGGAAUAUCUUAACAAUGAAAUAAUCAAACAGCUAUUCGACAUGGCAGAGGAAGAGUUUGGAUUGCCUAGUAAGGGACCUCUCACAUUACCAUGCGACGGAGAGCUUAUGAAAUAUGCAAUUUCUUUGAUCAAACAGAAGGUUACCAGAGAAGUAGAACAAGCGUUGCUGACCUCCAUUGCUAGCAGUUGUUCGUCAUCUUUCCAUCUCCAACAUCAAGCAGCGAUCCGUGAAUUACCAAUUUGUAGCUUCUGAAAAGGUGCAAUUAGAUCUGUAAACAUAGAUUUAUCAAGUGUACAUUAAUAUACAUCAACGAGAAUCUCAAAAUUUUA